AUGAAUACACCGAUAGUUAAGUUGUCGGACAAGGACUUGGAGACAGUUUACGAACCUGCGGAGGAUUCUUUCCUCUUGAUAGAUGUCUUAGAAGCAGAUUUAGAGAUCCUAAAAGCUGUAAAACCUACAAUGUGUUUAGAGAUAGGUAGUGGAUCCGGUAUAGUAAUUGCAGCACUGGCAAUGGCGUUGAAAGAACACUGUCAGCCUUUCCACAUGGCGGUCGAUAUUAAUACGGACGCUUGUAAAAUUACGAAAAGAACUGCUGUACGGAAUUUAGUAGAGGUAGAUAGCGUACGAAUGGAUUUAUUAAGCUGCAUACGUAGCGAUCGUGUAUUUGAUAUCGUAGUAUUUAAUCCACCGUACGUGGUAACGAGCGACGAAGAAAUUUCGAACAAACAGAUUUUGUUUAAAGCUUGGGCAGGCGGUACGAACGGUAGAAAGGUUAUGGAGCGAGUGUUUUCUAAAAUUCCCGAUAUAUUAUCGGACGUGGGGACAUUUUAUCUAUUGGUCAUCAAAGAGAACGAUCCGGAACACAUUUUACGGAUUUUUACGAAUAUGAACAUGGUAGGUAAGAUAGUGGCGGAAAGAAAGGUUAGGGGAGAACAUUUGCAUGUUUUACGUUUCAAGAAGGUUAGGUAG
Molecule: messenger RNA, 639 nt
Organism: Habropoda laboriosa
Lineage: Eukaryota; Metazoa; Arthropoda; Insecta; Hymenoptera; Apidae
Gene: HemK2
Product: hemK methyltransferase family member 2
Exons: 1
Coding region: 1-639 (212 amino acids)
Biological process (GO): methylation
Cellular component (GO): eRF1 methyltransferase complex
Molecular function (GO): S-adenosylmethionine-dependent methyltransferase activity; protein methyltransferase activity; nucleic acid binding
Source: RefSeq, a predicted model, not a curated record